UAGGGAUGGCGUCAGUUGUGGAACUGAAACAGAGUUCAGUAAUGCAACGACUGCUUGUAGGCUGGAUGCCAACAGCUAUCAGAGGUGAUCAGGGGUCUUCAGAUCGUCCCCUCAGUCUUGCUGUUCAUUGUGUUGAGAAUGAUGCCUUCAUCUUUGCUCUGUGCCAGGAUCAUAAACUACGCAUGUGGUCUUAUAAGGACCAAAUGUGCCUGAUGGUAGCCAACAUACUGGAGUAUGUCCCUGUGAAAAAAGACCUUCAGCUCACUGCUGGGACUGGACACAAAUUACGACUUGCUUACUCCCCUGCCAUGGGACUCUAUCUGGGGAUUUACAUGCAUGCACCAAAACGAGGACAGUUCUGCAUUUUCCAACUGGUGAGCGCUGAGAAUAACCACUACAGUCUAGAUCACAUUUCUUCCCUGUUCACUUCUCAGGUAGGUUUAAUCAUCCUUUGCAUGUCACACAAAUACAGGAAAGAAGUAUUGGCUAACUCAACUAUAUUGUCCUGGAAUUGAAAUGCUAAAAUGGAAUAUUUCAUGAUGUAUGCAAACAAAAUUUCAUUUUGGUUUCACCUUGUUUUUGGGGCACUGUCUUCUGUUUUUAUGCUUUUAUCUCUCCUACGGAUAUAAAUUUAAGUCAUUAUAAACUGC
This is a messenger RNA of Myotis brandtii (Brandt's bat), 650 nucleotides long. Its product is annotated as nuclear pore complex protein Nup160-like. Bases 6 to 515 code for a protein of 169 amino acids. Gene Ontology annotation, cellular component: nuclear pore. The record is from RefSeq and is a predicted model, not a curated record. The transcript is spliced from 4 exons. Gene Ontology annotation, molecular function: structural constituent of nuclear pore. NCBI's taxonomy places the organism in Eukaryota, Metazoa, Chordata, Mammalia, Chiroptera, Vespertilionidae.